CCCAGCCUGCAGGCCCGGGGCAUCCGCCGGGUGCAGAUCCUGAGCCUCCGCCGCAGCCUCAGCUACGUGAUCCAGGGCAUGGCCAACAUCGAGAGCCUCAACCUGAGUGGCUGCUACAACCUCACCGACAACGGACUGGGCCACGCGUUUGUGCAGGAGAUCGGCUCCCUGCGCGCCCUGAACCUGAGCCUCUGCAAGCAGAUCACCGACAGCAGCCUGGGCCGCAUCGCCCAGUACCUCAAGGGCCUGGAGGUGCUGGAGCUGGGGGGCUGCAGCAACAUCACCAACACCGGCCUGCUGCUCAUCGCCUGGGGCCUGCAGCGCCUCAAGAGCCUUAAUCUUCGCAGCUGCCGCCACCUCUCGGAUGUGGGCAUCGGGCACCUGGCCGGCAUGACCCGCAGCGCGGCGGAGGGCUGCCUGGGCCUGGAGCAGCUCACGCUGCAGGACUGCCAGAAGCUCACCGACCUCUCUCUAAAGCACAUCUCCCGGGGUCUGACGGGCCUGAGGCUCCUCAACCUCAGCUUCUGCGGAGGAAUCUCCGACGCAGGCCUCCUGCACCUGUCGCACAUGGGCAGCCUUCGCAGCCUUAACCUGCGCUCCUGCGACAACAUCAGUGACACGGGCAUCAUGCAUCUGGCCAUGGGCAGCCUGCGCCUCUCAGGACUGGAUGUGUCCUUCUGUGACAAGGUGGGGGACCAGAGCCUGGCUUACAUAGCGCAGGGGCUGGACGGCCUCAAGUCUCUCUCCCUCUGCUCCUGCCAUAUCAGCGAUGAUGGCAUCAACCGCAUGGUGCGGCAGAUGCACGGGCUGCGCACGCUCAACAUAGGGCAGUGUGUGCGCAUCACCGACAAGGGCCUGGAGCUGAUUGCUGAGCACCUGAGCCAGCUCACUGGCAUAGACCUGUACGGCUGUACCCGAAUCACCAAGCGCGGCCUGGAGCGCAUCACACAGCUGCCCUGCCUCAAGGUACUCAACCUGGGACUCUGGCAGAUGACGGACAGUGAGAAGGUCAGAAUCCUCCACAGCAACAUUCGAGACCAUGGAGUUAAAAGAAACCCAGAGACCUUUAUCAAUUAAUUGUACUGUUUGUGAAUUUGUAUAAAUAAUAACAAAGAUCCUCUUAAAACGUUUAUAUUCUUACAGUAAAAGGUUAAACUGAUAUUUAUAUAAUAAAAGAGGAAAUAUGAAGUAUGUUUUUGAAAAAAAAAACACACAAAAAAAAACCCCUUGUAUCUGUGAAUUAUUUUGAAGGCAGUGUGUUUGGGUACAUGCCAAAGUCAGAGGUGCUGUUUGUGUGCUUUCAAGUAAAAGGAAAUAAGACAUAGACUUUGGUGUGUCCUAUGUGCUAUGAGUAAGCUCAUGGUUAAAAAUGUAUCUGUAAAGGUUUACUACUGACAUCUAAAUGUUUUGUUUUUAGAAAUAUGGUGAGAUUGGAGAUUUAUAUAAUUUGGUUUUCAACUGUCAACAAAAUGGAAAUUUACAGAAACUGAACAAAAUGAAACUUUUUUAAAAACCAGAUUUGUAAGAGUCACAGUUUCCUCAGAGUAGCCAAUUUUUCUUUGGGUGGAAAUUACAUCUAGGGGUGAUGUUCAAAAAACAGGUCGUGAGAUAUGGAAGUGGGGAAGAAAGAUGGGUUUCUUUACACUUUGAGUGGGUGUGGGGAGGAUGUGAAAUGGUGAAGGCUGAAGGGAACUGAAGCCAUUGUUCAGAAAAGUUAAAAGAGGGCUGUCCCUGCUUCCUCGCUCGCUGGCUCAGUCAUGCAUACUGAAUCUCAGUGUGAGUGAGGGUCCUAGGGAGAGGAGGAGGGCAGUCCCACCCCUCUUUUUAACAUUCUCCUCCAGGCCUGGCUGUAUUUGAGCACUUUGCUGGGGGAUGGGGAGGUUGGCCAGGAGUUCCUGCACAUUUGCAUUUUAAGCACUUCCAACGCUGAGGGUGAGGGUUCUUAAGACUGUAUUUAGGGGCAGAUAAAUGAAAACCAACAAUUUUAGCAAAGCGUUCCCUUUGAUAGACAAUAACUAAAUAAUCUGACAUUCUGUGGUUGGACUUUGGAGAUGGAAGAGUAUAAAUGCUGCUCAAACAGCGAGGUGAUUUAUAUUCCUGGUUCACAUAGAUCUUUCAUAGUUGUUUCUGAAAAAUUUUUUUAAACAGAAAGUACCGAUCCCAGCAACAGCUGAUAAGAGUGGUAUAAAACUUUCCUGGAUAAGCACCUCUUUCCAGGAAGAGAGCUAGAACCGGGUUUCUCUUGGAUAAGAUUGCUUUGUACAAUGUCCAAGCCUUCUGCUUGAGCAUAUCACAAAAGCUGCAUUGUUCCUUUUUGAAGAGCCUUCAUAAUUGGGUCUAAUUGAGCCUGACACUAAAUCCAUCUUCCUUUUCUUUGGGGAAGGUGUGGCUCUCUCCCCUUUUAGGUUACAGUACUCAGUGCCUGCAGGGGGGUGCCGGGGGAGUGUGAACCCUAGUCACAAGUAGGGAUUUUGAGUUGGGGUCAGUUUUCUAAUUUAGCAUUUGACACUACUAUACAUGAAUGUCACAUAAACUGUAGGUUCUUCGACUGUUUUUCUUUUUCCAAGAGACUGCAUGGCUGUACAGAUUGUCAGUAAAAAUGUGGGCACCUCCUAAGUCCUAGGCUCUGUGCUCACAGUCUUCAUUUUAAUACCCCAAAUAAUCCUACCAACUGUAACUGGGAGGGUUUUAUGCUUCUCUGUUUUGUUUGGUUUUUACUUUAAAGGUUAAAUACAAGCUUGACAAAAGGUUGGUAAAUUAAUAUUUGAAAGUUAAAGAUCCUGAGCCUAGUGUCUUCAUCCUGAGCUAGGCAUACUUAAUAUAUCUGCAGUGUCUCUGGAAAAGAUGAAUAAACCACUUUCAUCAGUCAA
Molecule: messenger RNA, 2870 nt
Organism: Myotis davidii
Lineage: Eukaryota; Metazoa; Chordata; Mammalia; Chiroptera; Vespertilionidae
Gene: FBXL14
Product: F-box and leucine-rich repeat protein 14
Exons: 2
Biological process (GO): SCF-dependent proteasomal ubiquitin-dependent protein catabolic process
Cellular component (GO): SCF ubiquitin ligase complex
Molecular function (GO): protein binding
Source: RefSeq, a predicted model, not a curated record